UGCAGUACGUAUAUAGAUCCAGCACGCUGGACAGCUCCUUUGUCUGUACGUGUCAAAGAGGUGGAAGUCAACCGGCUCCCAAGACAGCUGUUUUAUCUCUUUAUUAGUGGAUUCCACAAGCUAAAGGGACGCCAGCAAAUGAGCAUUGAUCCAAAAGAUAUUCCCGUUAUCUCAGCUUUAUUCAAAAUAAAUCCUUACCAAAUUGCAGACGGUAAGAAGAGAGUUAAAUAGUGGAACACGUAAGCAUUCGCCCCAGCAGGGGAGAUGCUUGUUUGUAAGGAGCUGCAAAGAGCUUGCAACAUCAGGCAUUUCCUUCUGUUUUGAGGUUGCACUGGUGUAGACUGCAAGUAACCAAAGCCAUACCGCCAGCUGAUCCAGUGAUUUAAAAAACAAAAAAGCAAGUGAAGGAUACACUGCACACGCCGUAAUCUGGGUGUCGUGUAUCCUGUGCCUUUGCAGAUAAGGGCAAGCCACCUAGGGCAUCACAGCUGAUAUCUGACUUUGUUUUAACCCCCAAACUUGAACCAGAAUGUUGGAUCCAUCGUCCAGCGAGGAAGAGUCUGAUGAGAUCGUGGAAGAAGAAAGUAAGGAGGUACUUGCCCCAGCUACCGGAGCUCGCCUAUCCCCGAGCCGGACAAGUGAGAGUUCAGGCGGUCUGCAGCCCAGUAGCAGAAGCAGCAGUGUCCGGCCGUCAAGCCCUAGUCCGUCAGUGGUCAGCGAAAAGGAAAAGGAAGAACUCGAGAGACUACAAAAGGAGGAAGAAGAAAGAAAAAGGAAACUGCAGCUAUAUGUUUUCGUUAUGAGAUGUAUAGCUUAUCCUUUCAACGCGAAGCAACCAACAGAUAUGGCAAGGAGACAGCAAAAGAUAAGUAAGCAGCAACUUCAGACCAUCAAAGAUCGGUUCCAGGCUUUUCUUAAUGGGGAAACACAGAUCGUAGCAGAUGAGGCUUUUAUAAAUGCUGUACAAAGCUACUUUGAGGUAUUCUUAAAAAGUGACCGUGUAUCCAGAAUGGUCCAGAGUGGUGGAUGUUCUGCUAAUGACUCACGUGAAGUGUUUAAGAAACAUAUUGAAAAGAGAGUGCGGAGCUUGCCAGAGAUUGAUGGUCUCAGUAAAGAGACAGUCCUUAGUUCCUGGAUGGCCAAGUUUGAUGCUAUUUACCGUGGCGAGGAGGACCCUCGCAAACAACAAGCAAGGAUGACAGCAAGUGCAGCUUCUGAACUCAUCCUAAGCAAAGAGCAGUUGUAUGAAAUGUUUCAGCAAAUUCUGGGAAUCAAGAAGUUUGAACACCAGUUGUUGUACAAUGCAUGUCAGCUGGAUAAUCCAGACGAACAGGCAGCACAAAUUAGAAGAGAGCUAGAUGGACGCCUUCAAAUGGCAGAUCAAAUUGCAAAAGAACGCAAAUUUCCAAAGUUUGUGUCAAAGGAGAUGGAGAACAUGUACAUAGAAGAGCUGAAGUCAUCUGUAAAUUUGCUGAUGGCUAACUUGGAGAGCAUGCCAGUGUCUAAAGGUGGAUCUGAGUUCAAACUUCAGAAGCUGAAACGUGGCCACAAUACUUCUAUCAUUGACAUGGGAGAGGAAAAUGAAAACCAGCUGUCCAAAUCAGAUGUUGUCCUGGCUUUUAACCUCGAGGUUGUUAUAAUGGAAGUCCAGGGGCUAAAAUCGUUGGCUCCAAACCGCAUUGUGUACUGUACAAUGGAAGUAGAAGGGGGUGAAAAACUGCAGACAGAUCAAGCUGAAGCAUCCAAACCUAUGUGGGGAACACAAGGAGACUUCACCACUACACAUCCACUUCCUGCAGUAAAGGUGAAACUCUUCACUGAGAGCACUGGUGUCCUGGCUUUAGAAGAUAAAGAACUGGGACGGGUUGUUUUACAUCCAACACCGAACAGUCCAAAGCAACCGGAAUUUCACAAAAUGGCUGUUUCCAAAAAUUGUCCAGACCAUGAUUUAAAAAUUAAACUGGCAGUUCGGAUGGACAAGCCUCAGAACAUGAAACACUGUGGGUAUUUGUGGGUAAUCGGCAAAAACGUAUGGAAAAGGUGGAAGAAGAGGUUCUUUGUCCUAGUGCAGGUUAGUCAGUACACGUUUGCGAUGUGUAGUUACCGGGAGAAAAAGGCGGAACCUCAGGAGCUCCUGCAGCUUGAUGGAUAUACUGUGGAUUACACCGAUCCACAACCAGGUUUGGAGGGUGGCAGAGCCUUCUUCAAUGCAGUGAAAGAGGGGGACACAGUUAUCUUUGCAAGUGAUGAUGAACAAGACCGAAUUCUUUGGGUCCAAGCUAUGUAUCGUGCUACUGGUCAGUCACACAAACCUGUGCCUCCAACACAAGUUCAGAAGCUUAAUGCUAAAGGAGGAAAUGUGCCCCAGCUGGAUGCUCCGAUAUCCCAGUUUUCUGGACUGAAGGAUGCUGAUAGAGCUCAAAAACAUGGAAUGGAUGAAUUUAUCUCUUCUAAUCCUUGUAACUUUGACCACGCUACACUAUUUGAGAUGCUUCAGCGACUCACACUGGACCAUAGGCUUAACGACUCUUACUCUUGUCUGGGUUGGUUUAGUCCUGGGCAGGUAUUCGUCCUUGAUGAAUACUGUGCGCGAUAUGGAGUUCGAGGCUGCCACAGACAUCUUUGCUACCUUGGAGAUUUACUUGAACGAGCAGAAAAUGGAGCGAUGGUUGACCCCACCUUAUUGCACUACAGCUUUGCAUUUUGUGCUUCACAUGUUCAUGGUAACAGACCGGAUGGAAUUGGUACCGUAACAGUAGAUGAGAAAGAACGUUUUGAAGAAAUCAAAGAAAGACUCCGCCUGCUUCUAGAGAAUCAGAUAACACAUUUUAGAUAUUGCUUCCCAUUUGGUCGACCUGAGGGUGCUCUGAAGGCUACUUUAUCUCUGCUGGAGAGGGGUCUGAUGAAAGACAUAGUAACGCCGGUCCCACAAGAAGAGGUAAAAGCUGUCAUUCGAAAAUGUUUAGAGAAAGCCGCAUUAGUGAAUUAUACUCGACUAUCUGAGUAUGCCAAAAUUGAAGGGAAAAAGAGAGAAAUGUAUGAGCAUCCUGUCUUCUGCUUGGCCUCUCAAGUGAUGGAUUUAACCAUUCAAAAUGUAGGCCGAUUAGUAACUCCGGCCAAAAAACUUGAAGAUACAAUUCACCUAGCUGAGCUGGUGAUAGAGGUUUUGCAGCAAAAUGAGGAACAUCAUGCAGAGGGAAAAGAGGCCUUUGCCUGGUGGUCAGACUUAAUGGUAGAGCAUGCGGAGACAUUCUUAUCGCUGUUUGCCGUGGAUAUGGACGCCGCCCUUGAAAUGCAACCCCCAGAUACCUGGGAUAGCUUCCCACUCUUUCAGCUGCUAAAUGAUGUUCUACGAAGUGACUACAAUUUAUGCAAUGGGCAGUUCCACAAGCACCUCCAAGAUCUGUUCGCUCCACUUGUUGUUAGAUAUGUUGACCUCAUGGAGUCAUCAAUUGCACAAUCAAUACACCGGGGCUUUGAACGAGAAUCAUGGGAACCUGUAAAGAGUUUAACAAGUAAUCUUCCAAAUAUGAAUCUUCCAAAUAUGAAUCUUCCUAAAGUACCAAAUCUGCCAGUUAACCUCCCUCAAAUGCCUAGCUUUUCUGCACCGUCAUGGAUGGCUGCUAUCUAUGAUGCCGAUAAUGGCUCAGGUACAUCUGAGGAUUUGUUCUGGAAGCUUGAUGCCUUGCAAACUUUCAUUCGAGAUCUGCACUGGCCUGAAGAAGAAUUUGCAAAACACUUAGAACAGCGUCUGAAGCUCAUGGCAAGUGAUAUGAUUGAAUCAUGUGUCAAGAGAACAAGAAUUGCAUUUGAAGUGAAGUUGCAGAAAACCAGCCGAUCAACAGAUUUUCGUGUCCCACAGUCAAUAUGCACCAUGUUCAAUGUCAUGGUUGAUGCCAAAAGUCAAUCAACAAAACUGUGCAGCAUGGAGCUGGGUCAAGAGCAUCAGUAUCAUUCUAAAAUAGAUGAACUGAUUGAAGAAACUGUAAAAGAAAUGAUAACACUUCUAGUAGCAAAGUUCGUCACUAUUCUAGAAGGUGUCCUCGCUAAGCUGUCACGAUAUGAUGAAGGCACGUUGUUUUCAUCAUUUCUUUCAUUUACAGUAAAGGCAGCCUCCAAAUAUGUGGAUGUACCAAAACCUGGAAUGGACUUGGCUGAUGCCUAUGUGACAUUUGUUCGCCACUCUCAGGAUGUCCUGCGUGACAAGGUCAAUGAGGAGAUGUAUAUAGAAAGGUUAUUUGAUCAAUGGUAUACCAGUACAAUGAACGUUCUCUGCACCUGGCUUACGGAUCGUAUGGACUUACAACUUCACAUUUAUCAGCUAAAAACCUUAAUUAGGAUUGUAAAGAAAACGUAUAGGGAUUUCCGGCUACAGGGUGUUCUUGAUUCGACUCUUAACAGCAAAACAUAUGAGACCGUACGGAAUCGGCUCACUGUAGAGGAAGCCACAGCAUCAGUAAGUGAAGGAGGUGGUCUACAAGGAAUAACAAUGAAAGACAGUGAUGAAGAAGAGGAUGAAGAUUAGUUAUUUAUUGUUAGAGACCCACAAUGGAUGUAGCCUGGUAAACGAUGCAUGUACAAACUUUUUACUCAGUUAGUUACAUCAGAACUUUUUCUUUCUGUCAGCUCUGAAAGCCCCAUGAAAAGCUGUACUAACAGGAUAUUAUUUUUUGCUGUGAGACAAAGUUAGCACUAAUACUUGACUCAUUGGUUUCUUACUUAAUUUCUAAAUGUUCAUAAGCAAUAUGAAGUACCAUUCGUUCAAUAGUGUUAACUGAAAAUCCAUAGGAUCGAUACUAGGCGUGUCCCUGUAAAAUGCAAACUUAUAUGGCUUCUUUAUUAAUAAACUGUACAUACAUUGAUGGCAAACUGUUGUGAAGAAAAGUGAAUUAGGUACUUUUAAUUUAUUUGUAUAUCUUGAGUGGAUACCAGCUGCUUGAGACAAGUAAAAUGCCCUGUAUUGUAUCUAAAUUAAGUUUAAAGCCAAUAGAAUUUAUUAUUUUGUAUUAUUUUCUUUUAUCUUACUGAAGAAUGUUGUUGUCUGAGACAUUAUAAUUACAUAAUUAAGUUAUAUAGCUAUGUUUUAAUACCAUUUAUCUAAACUGCACUUUUAAUAAAAAUUCAGGAUAAACAGAUAAAAUAUAUAGUAAAUGAGUUGGGAUUUUGAGAUAGCAAAAUACCUUUAUACUUUUUUUGUCAUUGUAAAUGUAUGUCUCAAAAGAACAAGGUAUUACAAGCAGUUGAUUUAUGUAUUAAGGAUGUUUACAUUACAGAUUAAUUAAAUACAGGUUUUGUUUACCCAUAUAUGUAAAAAUACUUUAUAACUCUUAGACAUUAAAUGUUUAUAUUCA
Protopterus annectens (West African lungfish) is the source of this 5351-nucleotide messenger RNA. RefSeq names its product calcium dependent secretion activator (gene CADPS). The transcript has 31 exons. NCBI's taxonomy places the organism in Eukaryota, Metazoa, Chordata, Ceratodontiformes, Protopteridae. Gene Ontology annotation, cellular component: glutamatergic synapse. The coding region runs from base 530 to 4525 and encodes 1331 amino acids. Gene Ontology annotation, biological process: synaptic vesicle exocytosis; dense core granule exocytosis; positive regulation of exocytosis. The record is from RefSeq and is a predicted model, not a curated record.